CCUCCCAAGAGCCGAGUUAAAAUACGAUUGAGAUUUCCCGACAACCGAACAACAUGUCCAUACAGCCCACCUGCCUGUGGAGACAUUGUGCGGUCGCGCGAGGGGCAUCCGCUCUCAUCCGCUCUCAUCCGUUCUUAAAUAUACCAGGCAGCGUCCAUUCUCGUCAUUGUAUUCGCUACACAAUCUUAGAAUCGCACAUAUGGCGCCACUUACUCCCCACUGGGCUCGGCCUUCGCAUCCUGACAUCCAGAAUGUCAUCAUCAACGAUGCCGAGUUCACCUCGAAAAGCCUGUCCAAGGUCACGCUUGCUCCGUUUGCCGUCUUUGCCAAGAUGGCAUUCCCUCCUUGCACCCUUGCCGAACAGCCCACUUACGCCACAGUCCAAAUUGGCCGGAACAAGCACCUGAACCUCAACAGCGACCUUCUGUACAUUAACCACUCCUGCGACCCGUCUCUUAUCUUCGACACUUCCAGUCUCAACAUCCUCGUCGGUCAGAAGGGACUUCAGCCAGGUGAUGAACUGACAUUCUUCUACCCGUCCACCGAAUGGGACAUGGCCCAGCCAUUCGACUGCCUCUGCGGAGCCCCGACCUGCCGCGGCCAGAUCGCCGGGGCGGGCCACAUGGCCGAAGCCCAGCUCGAGGGGCUCUGGCUCAACGGGCACAUCCACGAGCUCCUCGCGGAGCGCAAGGCGGCCCGCCGCACCGACGACGUGUCUGGGAACGGCACCGUCGGACACGUCGACGCGGACCCCACCGCUCAGGCGCUGAGAGAUGCCCUGCAGCAGGCCGAGAAGGUCGUCGUCGCCACGAGGGCCGCGCUGACCUCGUACGUCCAGGGGGCGUUCCAGAAGCCCGGCCGCGGCGUCAAGGCGGUGGGGGCGUCUGGAUUGCAGCACGGCGGCCACGGGGCCAACGGACUCUCUUCCAACGGGUCUGCCCGGGGCUCCCAGAGGCGUGGGCUGACAUCACGGGAGCUGAGCGGCGAGAUGGGCGGAGAUACAAACUAGGAACAAGUACCAGGAUAAAGGGGAGUGGUUCAUAUCUACACUAGGUACCGAAUUGCACCCUGUAUCCGUAAACCUUUUUACAAAAAAAAGACCAAGAACAAGCUGCCGUGAAC
This is a messenger RNA of Phialemonium atrogriseum, 1122 nucleotides long. RefSeq lists its product as uncharacterized. Bases 200 to 1009 code for a protein of 269 amino acids. The record is from RefSeq and is a predicted model, not a curated record. NCBI's taxonomy places the organism in Eukaryota, Fungi, Ascomycota, Sordariomycetes, Cephalothecales, Cephalothecaceae. The transcript is spliced from 4 exons.